Molecule: messenger RNA, 2475 nt
Organism: Gossypium arboreum
Lineage: Eukaryota; Viridiplantae; Streptophyta; Magnoliopsida; Malvales; Malvaceae
Product: peroxisomal fatty acid beta-oxidation multifunctional protein AIM1
Exons: 18
Coding region: 129-2303 (724 amino acids)
Biological process (GO): fatty acid beta-oxidation
Cellular component (GO): peroxisome
Molecular function (GO): NAD+ binding; (3S)-3-hydroxyacyl-CoA dehydrogenase (NAD+) activity
Source: RefSeq, a predicted model, not a curated record
AAAGCACGGCAUUCUAAAAGCCUUGGUUAUAUUUAUCCUCUUAGUGAAACAUCCAUUAUUUAUAAAUUGAAUAACAGCAAAAAAAAAAAAAAGCGCAGAAAAAAAAAAAAGAGCAGCUAAAAAGAACGAUGUCGCAAAGUAAAGUGACGAUGGAGGUCGGAAACGACGGCGUUGCAGUCAUCACCAUCUCCAAUCCUCCUGUUAACGCUUUAGCUAUUCCAAUAAUUGAUGGAUUGAAGGAGAAAUUCGCUGAGGCGACGAGGCGAAACGAUGUUAAAGCUAUUGUUCUUACCGGCAAGGGAGGAAGGUUUUCCGGUGGUUUUGAUAUCAAUGUUUUCACGAAAGUUCAUGGAACCGGUGAUGUGUCGGUCAUGCCUGAUGUAUCUGUUGAUCUUGUCACUAAUGCUGUAGAAGAUUGCAAGAAGCCUAUUGUGGCUGCUGUUGAAGGAUUGGCUCUCGGAGGUGGCUUAGAAUUUGCAAUGGGUUGCCAUGCACGUAUUGCUGCUCCUAGGACUCAACUUGGCUUGCCAGAAUUGUCACUUGGAGUGAUUCCUGGUUUUGGAGGCACACAGCGUCUCCCAAGGCUUGUAGGGCUUUCAAAAGCUAUUGAAGUGAUGCUGUCAUCCAAACCAAUCAUGUCUGAAGAAGGGAAGAAGCUAGGUCUUAUUGAUGCACUUGUCCCUUCUAAAGAGCUUCUGAAAGUUUCUCGUGAAUGGGCUUUAGACAUGGCAGAGGGACGUAAGCCAUGGUUGCGUUCACUUCACAGAACCGACAAAAUUGGAUCCCUCUCUGAAGCACGGGAGGUGUUGAGAAUGGCAAGACUACAAGCCAAAAAAACUGCUCCAAAUUUGCCUCAGCAUCAAGUAUGUCUAGAUGUAAUUGAGGAGGGUAUUGUCCAUGGGGGAUAUAGUGGAGUUCUGAAGGAGGCUAAAGUUUUUAAGGAGAUAGUCCUUUCAGACACAUCAAGAGGUCUUGUUCAUGUGUUCCUUGCCCAGCGGGCUACAUCAAAGGUGCCAAAUGUUACUGAUGUUGGUCUCAAACCAAGGCAAGUAAAGAAAGUUGCUAUUAUUGGAGGAGGCCUAAUGGGCUCUGGAAUAGCUACGGCUCUUAUUGUGAACAAUAUAUUUGUUGUUCUCAAGGAAGUUAACUCUGAAUAUCUCCUGAAGGGAAUAAAAACGGUAGAAGCGAAUGUUAGAGGUUUAGCAAAUAGAGGAAAAAUGACCAAGGAUAAGGCAGAAAAAGCUCUCUCAAUGCUUAAAGGAGUUCUGGAUUACUCUGAAUUUAAAGACGUAGACAUGGUCAUAGAGGCAGUUAUUGAAAAUGUUGCUUUAAAGCAAAAAAUAUUCAGUGAGAUAGAGAAGGCUUGCCCUCCUCACUGCAUUUUGGCAACAAACACAUCCACUAUUGACCUCAAUUUAAUAGGAGAAAAAAUGAACUCGCAAGAUCGUCUUAUAGGAGCUCACUUUUUCAGUCCUGCCCAUCUGAUGCCUCUUUUGGAGAUUGUACGAACACAGAAAACUUCCCCACAAAUAAUUCUUGAUCUUAUGACGGUUGGCAAAGUAAUAAAGAAAGUUCCUGUUGUGGUUGGUAACUGCACUGGCUUUGCAGUCAAUCGAACAUUCUUCCCCUAUACACAAGGUUCGCAUUUAUUGGUCAGUUUAGGUGUGGACGCGUACAGAAUUGACCGGGUGAUCUGCAAUUUUGGCUUUCCUCUGGGCCCUUUCCAGCUUCAAGACUUGGCUGGCUAUGGUGUGGCUUUUGCUGUCGGGCAAGAAUAUGCUAAGGCAUUCUCUGAUCGAAUAUUCAAGUCUCCAUUGCUUGAACUUUUGGUUAAAGACGGAAGAAAUGGGAAAAACAACGGGAAAGGAUACUAUAUUUAUGAGAAGGGAAGCAAACCAAAGCCUGAUCCUUCUGUAUUGUCUAUUAUCGAGGAAUCUAGACGGCUUACCAAUAUUAUGCCCGGUGGAAAGCCUAUUUCGGUUACUGAUAGAGAAGUUCUGGAGAUGAUACUCUUCCCAGUAGUUAAUGAGGCAUGCCGAGUUCUUGAUGAAGGGGUUGUGGUUCGAGCAUCAGACCUUGAUGUUGCAUCUGUUCUUGGGAUGAGCUUCCCAUCUUAUCGUGGUGGUAUAGUAUUUUGGGCAGAUAUGGUUGGCGCGAACCAUGUAUAUAGAAGUCUUAAAAAAUGGUCGGAAAUGUACGGUAGCUUUUAUAAACCAUCAAAGUUUUUGGAAGAAAGAGCUAUGAAGGGCAUCCCAUUGAGUGCACCGGCUACGUCAUCUGCAUCAACAAAAUCAAGGCUGUAAGGCUUUAUUAUUAUUAUGGUAAUAAAAGCAAUUAGAAUUUGGUUUUCACAUAAAAUGUGUGUUUUUUCUCUUAAUUUCCUGGGAACCAACUCCUAAUGCUUGAAAUCAAUAAACAUUAUGCUUCUUUUUUUUCUUUUUUUUUUAUAGAAGUAUGCGAUUUGGAUUUUAAUAA